Messenger RNA from Monopterus albus (swamp eel), 2206 nucleotides. RefSeq names its product homologous recombination factor with OB-fold (gene hrob). The record is from RefSeq and is a predicted model, not a curated record. Gene Ontology annotation, biological process: recombinational repair. The transcript has 10 exons. NCBI's taxonomy places the organism in Eukaryota, Metazoa, Chordata, Actinopteri, Synbranchiformes, Synbranchidae. Bases 187 to 2046 code for a protein of 619 amino acids.
CCAGCAGGACUGGUGGAAACUUAAUUUGACUAGUUCGUUCGUUGUUUGUCAAAGUAAAGGUAUAGCGACAGAAAAUAAGUUUAUGUUUAUACGUCCUUAUUGUCUGACAGUCGAUGGCUUACUAAGUUUGGUGUAAAUGUUCAAAUUGAUCAACUACGGCUUUCAUCGCGAAAUCCGAUUACUGCUAUGACCUGCAAAUUAGGUGGCCUGUUCAGCAUUGGCGAGGACUUUGAUGAUGAGGACGUGCUGGGGACAGACUGGGCUGUCCCCACAGCGUCUGGACCAGCCGAUGUGACAGCUGCUGUGUCAUUCUGCGCACUGCGUGCCUCCUCUGCUGCUCACAGAAUACAGGAGAAAAAUUGGCUUCAGCAAACUGGAGAGAGAUCAGCUGCCCUGUGUAAUGACACAGCAUCAAGGAACGGUACACACACUGUUGCUCUUGGUUUGAAGCAGCUCUCCUCCUCCUCCUCUGUUCAGCCUCCCUCCUCCCGUCCUCCCACUCAGAAUAACUCUCAGCCUGUUUUGGCAUCGCAGCAGAGUCAUGCUAACACACAAGGGUCGAUGAAGCCCUGUGUGGCUCAGGAUGAUUUUGAUGAUUGGGAUGUUGACCUGGCAGACCUGGAUGAGUGUGACGGCCAGAUGGGGCAACCGCUUCAAACACCUGCUCCAACUCCACCUGUGCUCACAGCGGGGCUUGCAUCUUCAGCUAAAGUGCUGCGACCCCCGACCUGUGGAGGGAUUCAGACACGACCUGAGCAAACCCUUAGGGACCUCAAGGUUGCACAGCAACCGCUAGGAUCAUCCAGUCAUAGCCUCCCUCAUCGGACCCUUUCUGCUUCUCAUGUGACACCUUCAAUUCCCCACCCUACUUUCCCAUCAGCACCUCCACAGUGUCCUGGUGUUUUUCCUGGCUUUUCUGCAACUUCCCUUGCACCCAGCCCUAUUUCCAGGACAUUCCCCAGGCCACAACAGCCACAGAGAUCACAGGCAACUCUAGGACCCUCUCCUCAGGCCCGUGGCCUCUUUGAGACAGUCUCCCAAGCUCCCCUUUCGUCCCCCUCUGUGAGCUCCUCCACUCUGAGUCCUCACCUCCUUCGCACCCCAGUCUUCACCAAUCGCCUGGUCCAGUUGGUAUCUGCCUCCAGUAAGACUGCUAAGAAGAGGCCUCGCUGUGAACCUCACCGGCCCAGGAGCCAAUGUUUCCCUGGCCCUGCUGGCCUCCUGCAACAGCAGCCUCAGGGUCACAGCCUGGACGACAUUGUGGUCUCUGUUCCUCAGGCUCCUGCUCAUGGUGCUGUGGCCCGACUGCCAAGCCAGGGUUCCAGCUCGCAGACUGAUGAAGACGAGUUCCGUGGCGGUGCCUGGGCAGCAAUGAAGGCAGAGAUGGGACUGGAUGAGAGGAACCCGUCGUGCUUUCUGCAUUCCUACAGUGUGGUCAUGGUGCUUCGAAAGGCUGCCCUGAAACAGCUGGCUAAAAACAAAGUGCCAAAUAUGGCCGUGCUUCUGAAGAGCAUCAUUCACACGCACGCUGAUGCCAAGGCUGUUUUUAAAGACCCGACAGGGGAGAUUCAGGGGACUGUGCACCGGUGUCUCCUGGAGGACAGAGUGGAAGAGCUCAAGCUCGGAGCUGUACUGCUGCUUAAACAAGUGAGUGUAUUUUCUCCCUCCCACCGGAACCAUUACCUGAACGUGACAUCCCACAACCUGCUGAGGAUCUAUGCCCCAGAUGGAGUCCGCCUGUCCUCCACCCAGCUUCCCCCGCUGGUCCUGGAACCGAUGUUGGCCGCUCAGUCUGGCACCAUCCUCCAGGAGCCGGUGUCUCGGAUGCAGCUGGUGUUUGACGAAGAGGAUGAUGAGAGAGAAGAAGCAAGACAAUGCACAGAGCAUGGCAAAGACCCUGAAGCCCCAGCAGACGCUAGAGUCGGCUCCAGUAGAGGCCAUCAAGAGCCUACUGGGAACCCAGCACCACAGGACCCAGGCUGGGAUGCAGAUGAUGACCUGGAUGAACUCCUGGGAGAGUUACCUGAGGACACCUACAGCUUUUGAUGCUACUUUGUGUCAACAAACACAAACUGUCGACUGACCUGAGUUAUUUUGUGACUGAUGAACAGUAAAUAUGUGAAAAUCUGAAGAUGGUGAAAAGACUUUUCCCCCUUGUACAUCACCUGUGUUUGAGAUCCAGGCCAUAAAUUCAGUUCACCACAGA